This is a messenger RNA of Papaver somniferum (opium poppy), 6404 nucleotides long. RefSeq lists its product as uncharacterized. Bases 412 to 5988 code for a protein of 1858 amino acids. Lineage: Eukaryota; Viridiplantae; Streptophyta; Magnoliopsida; Ranunculales; Papaveraceae. The transcript is spliced from 5 exons. The record is from RefSeq and is a predicted model, not a curated record.
GAGAGAUAUAGAAAAUAAAAAAAAAGGCAGAGAACAGAAAGAGGAGGGAUAAUUUAUGCAGCGGCCACAAAGAAGACGAAGAAGAUUGAAUUUUCUGAUUAAUGCCGCCGUGAUAUCACCACCACCACCACCACCACCACCACCAGAAGCAGCCCGUGAUUGAAGAAUUUAUUAGGUUUUUUUUUUUUGGUUUUUGUUUCCUUAAUUUAUUCUCUCAUAUUUAUCUUGUUUAGGGCACAAAAAAGGUUUAACAGUAGUCUGGAUCUGGGAUUAGAAACCUUGAAGGUGUUAUUUAAAGGUGUGGGCAGAGAUUUUAAUUUAGGGUUCAUAGUAUAUAACUUAAUGUUAUUGGGGCGUUGACGAAGAACAAGUAAUUGUGUUGCCCCAUGUUAUAGAGGUAAUUUAUAUUUCAUGCCGCCGGAACCCUCAACUUGGGAUCGAAAAGAUUUCUUCAAAGAGAAGAAGUAUGAUAGAUUGGAUUCUGUAAAUUCAAGAUGGAGAGGCGGAGGAGGUGACCCUUAUUUGGGAGGAGUUGGAGGACAUAGAGGUGGGGAUUUUACUCGAUGGGGAGGUGGUAACGAGGAUUUUCGAAGACCAUUAGCUCAUGGUAAGCAAGGUGGAUAUCAAAUUUUUCCCGAGGAAUCUGGUUAUGGAUGUACACCAUCAAGGUCUAGUGAGAGGAUGGUGGAAGAUGAGAGUAGUUUCAGAUCUUUUAGUUCUCGUGGGGGAGAGUCCAAGUAUGGAAGAAGCAGCCGAGAAGUAAGAGGAUCUAUCAUCCAUGGGAGUCCACGAGAGUGGAGAGGACAUCCGCGGGAAUCUGGAGUCGAUGUCUCGUUUAACCCUUUUGGACGGCACCAUGAUUUAACUACUCAAAGGUCAGUCAGUGAUAUUAUGACAUCUCAUCAUCAUUCUGAUGCUGAAAAUACUCUCUUGGAUCCACAUCCCUUCAGAGAUGAGCAUGAUAAGAUGGGUGGUUUGGAUGCCUUGGGAACAGGCCACAGAUAUGAGAGAGACCAUUCUUUGGGAGGAUCGAUCCCGUGGAAACGUUCGAAAUGGAAUCGUUCUAGCAGCUUAUCUUCCAGAGGUUCGGGUUUCAGCCAUUCAAGUAGCUCAAGGAGUAUCCGAACAGAUUCAGAUGAAGGUAAGACUGAGUUGCAUCCUGGAAGAGUGACUCCACUUCGCUCUCCUUCAGUGGAGACAUCUGGUGAUUUACCAACUUCUUUGAACGAUGAAACAUGUCCAAGGAAGAAACCACGUCUUGGAUGGGGGCAAGGGUUGGCCAAGUAUGAGAAACAGAAAGUUGAAGUCCCUGAACGGAAGCCUGCUGAAAACCCUGUUCAACAACCUGUUGAAAAACUUGUGGAGAAGUCUGUUGAAAAACCUGCAGAGAAGUUUGUUGAAAAAUUUGUGGAGAAGUUUGUUGAGAAACCCGUAGAAAAGCUUGUGGAGAACUCUGUUGAAGAACCUGUCGAGAAAACUGAUGAGAAGCCUGUUGAGAAGGAAUUCAAUGAAGUGCGGAGGUCUACUGGAACACAGUCUGAGCAAGAGCUUGUUCUUGAAGAUGCUUCAAGUCUAAAAGACUUGCCCAAGGAGUUGCCUGAUGAGAAUCCUGUUGAGAAAUCUGCUGAGAAGCCUGACGAGAAUGCAAAAUCUGGUGAGAAGCCUGAUGAGAACGCAAAUAGCAAAAAACCCACUCCAACCAUAGUAAUAACAAGCUCUGAUACGAGCCCUAGACUCACAGGCUUGUCAGAAUGUUCAUCUCCUCCAACACCAUCUUCAUUUGCUUGCAGCUCUUCCCAAGGUCCCGAGGAUAAGCAUCUCCUCAGUUGUGAAAGAAAUGAUAAUCAGACAAGUAGUUCAAGAGGUUCACCGAGUUGUGGAUUUCUGAAUUUUGUGGAGGGGUUUUCAGUAAAUCUACAGCAUCUAGAGCUUACUCUGCCUUUAAACUUGAACUCUCUGCUUAGUGAUCUGACGCAACCAGAAGACGUAAACUCCGGGGAUUCCAACUAUUUGAGGUCUACUGCCAUGAAUAAGUUGCUUUUGCUAAAGAGUGAAUUUUUGAAAGCAGUAGAAAAGACAGAAGGAGAAAUUGAUAAGUUUGAAAAUGAACUCAAGCAAUUGAAUUCUGAACCUGAUACAGUCAGUGUUAGUCCAGACACAACUGAUGCGGUGCAGCUAAAUUCUGGAUUAAAAUCUUUUGAAGUAGUUGGUGCAGAUUCUAAAGUUUUGCUGAAGCCUGCUCCAUUGCAAGUUGUAUCCUCAGAUGAUUUGCACUCAGAAAAGACCUUAUGUGAUGAUAUUAUGAGAGAAAGUCAUGCUGAAGUAGAGGAUGAGAUUGACAGUCCAGGAUCUGCUACAUCAAAGUUUGUUGAACAUUCUACAGGGAAAGCAGACCUUAUUGCUCUUGUUGAAGAAUUAAGUUGCAGGUCGCCUGAGAAAAAUAAUUUGCCUUCCACUGAGAAGAAGUCCAAGGAUGAACUCUGUAUAGGUGAUACUAAAUCAGUAAAUGAAAUGAGUACCUUCUGUGAUGCUUCCUCUGAGUUGGUUGGACAUAACUACGAUCAUGAGCAAUUAGUUGAAGCAAUUUUGGCAGCUAAUAAGGAUUCUGCAAGAAAUGCUUGUGAGGUAUUUACUAAUUUAUUGCCUGCUGAUGGACCUGAACUUGAGAAACGGGAAGUGAAUCUUGAUUCAUGCCCGCAGAACAAUGUGAUCCUCAAAGAAAAGGUCAGGGCGAGAAUGCGUUUACAGCGAUUCAAAGAGAGAGCCCUGACUCUCAAAUACAGGGCACUUCAACACAUGUGGAAAGAAGACAUGCUUUUGCUUUCGGUGAGGAAGUGUAAAUUGAAGUCACAGAAGCGAGUGGAAUCCAGUUUGAAAUUUUUACACAAUGGGCAACAGAAGCAUCGGUCAUCCAUCCGGUCUCGUUUCACUUCUCCUGGUAAUUCGACUUUAGUUCCGACUGCAAAUAUCGUUGAUUUUACCAGCAAACUUUUGUCAGAUUCUCGAGUGAAGGUUCAUCGAUCUAGUCUGAAGAUGCCAGCGUUAAUUUUGGAUGAGAAGCAAAGGAAAUCCUCAAUGUUUGUUUCAAAUAAUGGCUUAGUUGAGGAUCCUCUUUCUGUUGAGAAAGAAAGGCUUAUGGUCAACCCAUGGACCCCCGAAGAGAAGGAAGUAUUUUUGGAGAAGCUUGCUGCUUUUGGGAAGGACUUCAAUAGAAUUGCUUCCUAUCUUACUCACAAGACUACGGCUGAUUGCGUUGAGUUCUACUACAAGAACCAUAAGUCAGAAAGUUUUGAAAAAAUAAGGAAAAAGAUGGAUUCUAGAAAGCAAGUGGGAAAUCUUCCAAAUACGUACCUUAUGACAUCAGGUCAGAAGUGGAAUCGUGAAGCAAAUGCAGUGUCUCUUGAUGUGUUGGGAGCAACUUCAAUGAAGGCAUCUCAUGCUGAUGACAGUGAGAAGACUCAACAGUCCAGUGUGGGUAGGCCAUUCUUGUUACGACAUUGUGAAUAUAAAGCGUCAUCAUCCUCUGAUUUUGCUGCGGUUAGCAAGUCGAGCACUUCAGACAUGUUGGGGAAUGAGAGGGAAGUUGUAGCUGCAGAUGUUUUGGCUGGCAUCUGUGGUGCUUUGUCUUCUGAAGCAGUGAGUUCUUGUAUCACAAGUUCCAUUGACCACGUAGAGGGUUGUCAGGACUGGAAGUUCCGAAGGAGGAAUUUGGUAGCUGAUGAUUGCUCUCUUACUCCUGAGGUCAUGCAGAAAAUUGAUUGUCAAGAAGCCUGUUCAGAUGAAAGCUGUGGGGAAUUUGAUUCUGUGGAUUGGACAGAUGAAGAGAAGUUGGUUUUUAUUAGGGCCUUUAGGUCUUACAAUAAGAAUUUUUCGAAGAUCUCCAAGUGUGUUAGAACUAAAUCAAGGGAUCAGUGCAGAAUAUUCUUCAGUAAGGCUCGGAAGUCUCUUGGGCUGGAUUUAAUUCAGCCUGGGUCGGACAAUGCAGGGACGCUACUUAGUGAUGAUAAUGGAGGAAGAAGUGACACAGAAGAUGCUUGUGGUAUGGAAAUUGAGUCUGCAAUAUGCAGCACUCAGUCCUGUACAAAGAUGGAUGUGGACUUACCGCUGUCUGUGGCAAACACCGAUGAUAAAGCAUUAGAGCGUGAUAAGACCACUCAUACUCUUGCUGAACAUCACAAAUUAUGUGACACGGAGCAAUCAGAUUACGGGGAUAGUGACCCUAGGAGGGAAGUUCCAGAUGAUUUUCAGGCUAUGGUCACGCCAGAAGGAAAAGUUAUGGCAACCGAGAAGAUUGUGCAGUGCAAUGGAGUGGUGAAAGAAGCUACAAUAAGUUGUGAGUUUCCUGUUCAAGCCCACGAAGGUGCUAGUUUUACUGCUGAAACUGAAACUGAAACUGUAAAAGAACUUGGAGUUAGUCAGCCUGUUUCUCUACAUGAUGAUACUGCAUGCGGUGGAGCACCAGCAGAACAACUCAAGGUCAUCCCUGUGGUAUCUGCUGAGAUAACUGCAGAAUCAUCCAUAAAGUUGCAUAAUGGUGGCAGAGAUGGUCAAUAUGUGAAGGAUGCUGGUGUAGAUAUUAAAAGCAAUAGAAGUAGUGCGUAUAGCAGUGUACCAGAAUCCAAGAUAAACGGAAUUCUCACCCCAGGCAUAUGUCCGACUCCCAACUACCAUAGCGAGAAUUCUCGAGAUCUGAUUUCUUCUGGGCAGGCCCCUCCGGUCAUGUUUUGGCAGCAGAAGGAGAAUUUUCCGUCUAUCUCAGCAAAUUUGUGCCCGAGGGAUUCCGCUUCUGCUCAUUGUGAGGGCCAUCUUGGGAAGUCUACGCCGUCGUCCACACUUAAUUUCGAGAACAGGAAGCGUCAGAGAUCUGAAAAUGUUGAUGCUUAUCAGCCACAGUUAUUAGGAAAUGGCACACUGAACCAGGUUGAGUCCUCCCAGAUUCUCAGAGGAUACCCACUCAAGGUACUGAAUAAGAAAGAGAUCAAUGGGGCUGCUGAGUCUAACCAGAUUUUACAUGGUCUUUAUCAUGAUACAGGCGAUGCUUUAAAGGCCCCAAGGUUGUUGUCUGAGAUGCCACUUCUUGUUAGGGGCGGUCAUGAGCAAAGGUCAAGAUCUCGUUCUCGUAGUAGUUCUGAUACAGAAGAGCAUUCUCGUAGGAAUGGUGAUGUGAAACUUUUUGGCCAGAUUCUUAGCCAUCCUUCGCCUGUUCCACUGUCAUCUCCACUGACUACAAAUCAGCUGACUGACAGUAAGAUUGAAACCCCUAAAUUGAGCAGUAGCAAGUCAUCAUCCAACUUGAAGCUCAUCAAUGAUCAUGCGAAUGAAGGAGUUCCUUCGCCGUUGAAGCAUGAUGCAGCAGGCAAUCAUUAUGGAGCUAGUGAAUACCCUAUGCAGAGUUACGGUUUCUGGGAUGGUAACAAAAUACAGAUGGGACUUCCGUCUAUACCACCUGAUUCUGCCAUUUUGUUUUCAAAAUAUCCGACAGUAGCAUUUAGUGAUUUCUCUACCACAUCUUCAUGCAUUGAUAAGCAGCAGCAGACAAUGUUGAAGAGUAAGGACCGGAAUUUGGGAUGUGUAUCAGUUUAUCCUACAAAGGAUGUCGUUAGUAGUGCUAGUAAUCAUCAUAACAAUAGUAGCAGUAGUAAUAAUAAUAGUAGUAGUAGGGGUUUGGCAGAUUAUCAUAAGGUGUACAGAAGCCAUGAUGGUUCCAAGGAUGUGAUGAAGCAACGAAAUGAUAUGUUCCCCCAGUUACAGAAACCAAAUGGGUGUGAAAACCUGCAGCAGCAGCAAAUUCAAGGGAGAGGUGUGGUGGGAAUGUUGAACGUGAUGGGUGGUGGUGGGAUCCUUGUGAGAGGGGUUUCAGAUCCCGUUGCGGCCAUAAAAAUGCAUUACGCAGCCUCCACUGCAGAACGAUAUGGUGGGCAGGUUGGGAGUGUGAUGAUGAUGAGAGAAGAGGAUCCGUGUUGGAGAGGAGGGGACAUAGGCAGGUAGUAGGGGGAGAAACGCUGAAACAGUGAUAGGGCAUCUUGAAAGAUGAUCGUCAUGAUCAUCAAUUGGGAUUAGAAAUUUUUUCAGUAGUAUGGUUUUUGGGUCUGGUGGGGUUGGAUGGCCGUGGUGAGGCAUCAUGUUGCUCGACAACGGGUAUAUACUCGCGCGACUCUUGUAUAUUAGUGUUUUUUGUAACCUUCAAAAAAUGGGAAGUCCAUUCUUUUGUCUGAAAGUGCUUGUACUAGUCAGUAUAUGCAAUAUUUGUUGUAUCUUGUAGAUUAUGAAGGUGAUAUGAUGGAAAAAAAAACUACAGGAGGAAGAAGUUUGGGAGAGGAAAAAGAAAGAAGUGUUUGCUUAAAAGGAGUGCUUUGUAUGUCUAUUCCCUGAGUUAUUUAAUAAUUUUAGCAUUUUCACUCUCU